Candida tropicalis MYA-3404 is the source of this 612-nucleotide messenger RNA. RefSeq names its product ATPase-activating ribosome biosynthesis protein (gene RLP24). Gene Ontology annotation, cellular component: nucleolus. The transcript has a single exon. Gene Ontology annotation, biological process: ribosomal large subunit biogenesis. NCBI's taxonomy places the organism in Eukaryota, Fungi, Ascomycota, Pichiomycetes, Serinales, Debaryomycetaceae. Bases 1 to 612 code for a protein of 203 amino acids. The record is from RefSeq and is a predicted model, not a curated record.
AUGAGAAUUUAUCAAUGUCAUUUUUGUUCCUCCCCAGUUUAUCCAUUACAUGGUAUCACAUUUGUCAGAAAUGAUGCUAAAGAAUUCCGAUUCUGUCGUUCCAAAUGUCAUAAAGCUUUCAAACAACGUAGAAAUCCACGUAAAUUAAGAUGGACUAAAGCUUUUAGAAAAGCUGCUGGUAAAGAAUUAGUUGUUGAUUCAACAUUAACAUUUGCAAGUAGAAGAAAUGUUCCUGUUAGAUAUAACCGAGAUUUGGUUGCCACUACUUUGAAGGGUAUGAGUAGAAUUGAAGAAAUUAGACAAAAGAGAGAAAGAGCCUUCUACAAGAAUAGAAUGAAGGGUAAUAAAGAAAGACAAUUAGCUGCCGAUAGAAAAUUAGUUGAAGAUAACCCAGAAUUAUUGAGAUUAAGAGAAGUUGAAUUGAGAAGAAAGGCUGAGAAAUUAGCAGCCAAAGAAAAUGCUAUGGAAGAAGAUGAAGAAAUUGUUGAAGAAGACGAAGACGAAGACGAAGAAGAAAUGGAAAGCGAAGAUGAAGAAAUGGAAAGUGAAAGUGAAGAAGAAACCGUCAAGCAAAAGGUUUUGUUAAAAAACAAAAGAAAAGCUAGAAAGUAG